AUGGACUUAUUGUUGGCUGUGAUUGAAGCUAUUAUUAUUGUGCCACUGGUUCGUCUGCUUCAAACAGAUGAAUUUGAUAUCAAGAAAGACGCUGCAUGUGCCAUCUCAAAUGUUACAUCUGGCGCGACCAUGAUCAGAUCAAUUAUGAAAAUUGUUUCAUUUUUGAGGGUCGAAGGGGUGAGCUUACAGUUCAUGGAUGCUGGGAAGCCUGGCAAAAAGCAGAAAAAAUGGGGACGUCUACUUCCCAAAAGCAAGACCCACAACAAGCAGUCAUCUGGCAAAAUGGGCUCCCAUUUCCUACUCCCUCUCAAGCAUCUCAAUUCUUUUAAUCCACACAUUUCUUCUCUCAAUUCUGCCAGAUUCUUCACAGUAAGAACCCGCGCUACCCUUGAUGAGAAUGAGAAAGAUCCAUUCCUUGCUCAAGAGCAGCUGCCAAACAAAGUACGGUUUUCCUUUAAUUUAAUCAAAAAUGCAACAAAAACGCGAAAAGUCCCAGCUGAGGAAGUUCUGUCAGCUUUUUGGGUUAUUGAAAAGGCCAGAAUCAACCCCUCAGAGUUUGUUGAAACUCUUGGUGGAUCGGAUUCCCCUGGCAGAACCUGGAUGCUCAUUUUUACUGCUCAGAAACAAUUGAAGGGCGGCCGCUACUUCCCUCUAACAACUCUUCAGAGGUUCGAUGCUGCUGGAACAAGAAUUGAAAAUGAAGAAUUUCUUGGACCAAUUGGGUUCUUAACUUAUGAAGGAAGCUUUUCAUGGAAGAACAGAAUAUUGUCCUUCAUUUUUGAAUUAAUUCGAGUUAAAAUUGGACCUUUUAACCCUUUAGAGAUCAGUGUUGGCCAGAAGGAAGAUAGAGAACCAAACAUCAAGGAUCCUUUCUUUAUCUGGUUUUAUGUUGAUAAGGAAAUAGCAGUUGCCCGAGGCAGAAUUGAAGGAAUAGCAUUUUGGUACCGGUGUCACCAUGUCACUACUUGA
Messenger RNA from Durio zibethinus, 969 nucleotides. The record is from RefSeq and is a predicted model, not a curated record. NCBI's taxonomy places the organism in Eukaryota, Viridiplantae, Streptophyta, Magnoliopsida, Malvales, Malvaceae.